AGAGCUUUUCAUAUAAAUGGAAUCUAUCGUAUCGAUAUCCUGUUGUUAGCGUGAAAUAAUAUUCAGCACGUAGUUUUACGUAAAUCCUCUAAAUAAAUGGCAACAGCAAUCAAAGAACGCACAAUUCCUGUUAUGGAUACGCUGGUCAAGUAUGAUACUCCAAUUUUGGUUACAAUUCAUUCAGAGAAGCAACAGGUACGUAAAGAUUUAUCAUUGGCGAAAAUCGGUGUAGCCCCUUGCAAAAUUCAAAUAACCUCAACUUCGGCUGAUGUACGACGAGAAACUAUUGAGAUAUUAAAUAGAAUUUUACCACCAAAGGAAUGGGAAGAGGAUGGUCAGAUAUGGACUCAACGUGUAUCAAGUACUCCUGCAACAAGAUUAGAUGUGAUAAAUUUACAAGAGCAACUUGAUAUGCGAUUGCAACAAAAACAGGCUAGAGAAACUGGUAUUUGUCCUGUUCGAAGACAGCUUUAUACUCAAUGUUUUGAUGAAUUAAUACGACAAGUAACUGUAAAUUGUGCCGAGCGUGGAUUACUGUUAUUACGAGUAAGGAAUGAAAUCAAAAUGACAUUAGCUGCAUAUCAGACACUAUAUCAAAGUAGCAUCGCUUUUGGGAUGCGUAAAGCACUGCAAGCCGAGCAAGGCAAAGAAAAUUUGAUUAAUACAGCCGAGGAAUUAAAAUUACAAAAAAUUGAGUUGGAAAAAACGGUUGCGGAAUUAAGGCUCAAAUAUGAUCAAUCUGAGAAAAGAUCGGCCGAAUUGAGGGAAGCUGAGGAAAAGAAACACAUGGAGGAAGUGCAAUUUCUUAAGAAAACUAAUUUGCAAUUAAAGAUAACAAAGUUGAAAAUAGAUUCAUGUAAAACGUCUUUUAGACGAUCUUGCAUACGAUUGGUUAGAUCUCGCGACAGUAGCGCGCCCGUGCAUUUGCCUUUGUUACCUCAUGGGAAGAAGCGUUCUCCCGCUGAACACUCUGUAUUGUAACGUGGAGACAGCCGGCCGCCAUGUCGCUGCAGUGUGGUACACGAGAAAUAAAGUACUAGUAAAACCGAUCAUAUUCGCAUUGUGGUAUCUCUGCCCUUUUCGUUCCUAUCACGACAACUCCCUUUCAACCCGUCUUUUAUUAAUCCGACUUCCCGACAUCUUUUCCUAUAUAAUUUAAUUAUUGUAUUAUAUUGAUACAUAAUUUUAGUUGCAUU
This is a messenger RNA of Solenopsis invicta (red fire ant), 1196 nucleotides long. RefSeq names its product axonemal dynein light intermediate polypeptide 1 (gene Dnali1). Gene Ontology annotation, molecular function: dynein heavy chain binding. NCBI's taxonomy places the organism in Eukaryota, Metazoa, Arthropoda, Insecta, Hymenoptera, Formicidae. The transcript is spliced from 6 exons. Gene Ontology annotation, cellular component: filopodium; axoneme. The record is from RefSeq and is a predicted model, not a curated record. Bases 97 to 981 code for a protein of 294 amino acids.